AUGGAAUUAGCCGCUCUGAUUGCAGGACUCCAGGGCUGGAGAGGUGGAGGGGAUUGCUGGAAACCUCAGUCAGUGUUCGGCCAGCAAUGUCGGAAGAUGCUCCUGUUGAGAUGGAUCCUUCUCGUCUUCGUCCUUGUCGUGUCUGUCAGCUCUCAGGGUCCGCGCCAAUGGGCUACUCCGAGGGACAUAUCCAUGUUCGGGGCGGUCUUCCAGUGGUUCGAAGCAGCCGUCGAGAUGAUCUUCGGCUAUUUCUACAAUCCAGGAUCAAAGAGACGGUCAACAGACAGAAGCGAGAGAGUGUCCUACAAAAACUACCAAGUUCUAAGAGUCCGACCGAGUACUCAAGAAGCUCGGGAUGAACUACAGAAUCUUAUUGGUGAACCAGGUUUAGAGUUUUGGUCACUCCCCAUGAAGAACAGGACGACGGACAUCCUGGUGUCACCUGAUUUGGCAGAAUACAUGAAGGAAUACCUCGCAGAUAAAGAUAUAGGAUUCACAGUUCUCAGCAACAAUCUAGAGAUGGACAUUAAGAAACAGAACCCAAAGACAUCAAAGUUUACAGGCAGAUUAGAAGAAAAAUCAGCUAGGGCCCAUCCACUGACCUGGGCUAGGUAUCAUCGAGCGAAAGACAUUGAUGCUUAUCUGGAAUAUCUGGCCGCUUUGGAACCGAAGCUGGUUAGCCUUAUCACGAUCGGGAAAUCUUCGGAAGGAAGGCCAUUGAAAGUUGUGAAAAUAUCGACAAACAAGAAAAGGAGUGAAAAACCUGGAAUCUGGAUCGAUGCUGGCAUGCAUGGCAGAGAAUGGAUAGCUCCUGCUGUAGCUUUGUUUAUGCUAAAGCAACUUGUCGAAAACUAUUCGACCAACAGGGCAGUUGUGGACAGUGUUGAUUGGUACAUCAUGCCGCUGGCUAAUCCUGAUGGCUACGAAUAUACCCAUAAUACCGACAGGUUCUGGAGGAAAAGUCGAUCUAAGAAAAAUAGGCCACAUGAGAUGGGAAGAAUUUUCUGGGAUGAAGAUGAAAGAUGUGGAGGUGUGGAUUUGAACAGAAAUUUUGACUUUCAUUGGGGAGAAGCUGGUGCAUCAGAUAAUGCUUGUGGACCAACAUAUGCAGGACCACGGCCAUUUUCUGAACCAGAAACUAAGGCGAUCGCAGAUUUUAUUUUAGAACAAGAAGGCUUAAAAGCCUACCUCACUCUACAUUCUUACUCCCAAAUGUGGCUCUUACCAUGGGGAUAUACACGGCAAAUAGCCAAAGACCAUGAUGACCUGAUGUAUGUAGGGAGAAGAGCAAUUGAAGCUUUGCAAAAAGUACAUGGAACUAUUUAUAAAAUUGGAAGUUCCCCAUCACUUCUUUAUCCCACCUCUGGUAGCUCUGAUGAUUGGGCUAAAGGACGUGCAGGCAUUAAGUACAGCUACACAGUAGAACUCAGAGAUAGGGGUACUUAUGGGUUCCUUCUUCCUGGAUCACAAAUAGUUCCGACUGGCAGGGAAACAUUCGCAGCUGUAAAGGUAAUCGCUAAGCAUAUUGCGAAAGGUACGGACUGAAAAUAAAUGUCAAAGUAUGCCAACUGUUACUUGAUGAAUAACAAACUUACCAAAGAAGAAAAUAAUACUUGUUCAAUUCGUAGAAAAAAUAUUUACAUUACAUUGUUAAUAGUACAACACAUUUUCUAAUAAUUUUUCUGAUAGUAAAAACAAUUAUUUUGAGAAACUAAAACUCUUCAGUUUUGAAUGAUACAUUCUAUAAAAACAGGUAUAGAUUAUUGUAAUAAAAAGGUCUAGUACUUCAUAAUAAAAUACAUCCUGUUGCUUUUGUGAUUUUAUACUAAUUUGAAAUAUUAAUCCCUGAGACUCUAAAAUAACAAAUACAAUUAACUUUUCAAUAUUUUGCCAAUUCAGGUAUCAUUAGGACAGUAAUAAGCAAAACCAAAUAUAUAGAUCAUUUUCUUCCAAAACCUUUCUACAAGUUCCUUAUAUCCUCACUUAUUUUGUUUAUCUGCAUUUUAGAGACUCAAGGAUUUGUUAAUGGAAUAUUAAAAUCACAUCCAAACAAUUAAUUUAUAUCUAUUUUUGUUUUUUUCAUUUAUUCAUUAAAUUCUAUAAAUGUUGGCAUAUAAGGAAAAUUGAUGACCGAUACAAAGAAUAACUAAAACAUGAUUUAUGUUUGAACUCUUUUUGAGGUUGUAAAUAGUGUAUAAUUUUUCAAACCAAAUAAUGUAUAAGUUGUCUUUCCUCCUACUUUAGUUUUGUUACAAAAAUAGUACAAUGUUUUAUUUACUGUUGAAUAAUGAUGUAGCAUUAAAGUUGUAUUAGUUGAAUACCACAUUUUCUUUUUAUUGUAAUUUAUUUAUUGUAAAUAUCAUGUUAAGUAUAUAGACUGUUUCAAUUUGGCUAUACUCACUCAUUUACCUUUAUAUUUCAUACUUUAAUACAGGGAUCUCUUUAUUUUUGGCCCGUGGGCCAAAGUAAGACCUCCUCUAAGAACCGCUGGCCUGUGAUAAAAAAAAAAAAAAAAUUGUUCUGAAAAUUACACUUCAAUUCAAUCUUUGUUUGUUUUUAGGGAAGAACCCUAAACAAAUGGAGUCUAUAAAAAAAUAACAAACAUUAUUAUCCUUAUGGAAAUACAAAUUCAUUCUUUUUUAUACUACAAAACAGAUAUUACAACACUCUUAAGCAUAAAUUAAAAUUAUAUUCAGUAAAAAUCAGACAGUUAAAAUAGUUCUAAUUAUCAAAUUAAUAUAACAUCUAAAAUUGUCUACAAUACACAUAUAACAAUAAAUAAAUAUUUUUUAAAAUAAUAAUAUUAAACUAUGCUUUAAAAUUAAAUUAAAAGAUUACACCUUUACACAAGAGAACAACCAAGAAAAAUACCUGGACAGAUUACAUGCCGAUGUGCAAUAUGGAAGUUAUCCAUAAAAUGCAGAGGACAAUA
Nezara viridula (southern green stink bug) is the source of this 2932-nucleotide messenger RNA. The record is from the annotation of a GenBank genome assembly. Lineage: Eukaryota; Metazoa; Arthropoda; Insecta; Hemiptera; Pentatomidae.